AUGGCUUCUCGGUGUCGGAAAUGUGGACAACAGGUGCCCAGGAAUCCACCUUUCACUGCUGUCCGGAUAACAGAAGGAGAAAUGAAAUCUUAUCAUGAUUUCAUAGGAGGAUGCAUUAGACUGGAGCGCAUGGCAAAGAAAGAUGAGAUCAUGCAGCAGGAGAUACGGCCGCUGGUUGCAGUGGAUAUCAUAGAGCAGCUCCACAGGCAAUUUGCUAUCUUGUCAGGAGGAAGAGGGAAGGAUGGGGCACCCAUUAUAACCUUUCCAGAAUUUGCAGGAUUCAGUGACAUACCUGAUGAAGAUUUCCUGAAUGUGGUCACAUAUCUAACCAGCAUUCCCAGUCUGGAGGCUGCCAGCAUUGGAUUCAUCAUCAUCAUAGACAGACGACGGGACAAAUGGAGCGCAGUCAAGGCAUCCCUGACACGGAUAGCAGUAACAUUUCCAGGAAACCUGCAGCUGGUGUUUGUCCUGCGACCCUCCCGCUUUAUCCAAAGGACAAUCGCUGACAUUGGCAUUAAACUCUAUCGAGAUGACUUUAAAAUGAAGGUACCGAUCAUCAUGUUAAAUUCUGUCUCUGAUCUGCAUGGCUAUAUCGACAAAAGUCAGCUGACCCGGGAGCUGGGAGGAACCCUGGAGUACGGCCACAGUCAGUGGAUACAUCACCGAACUGCUAUUGAAAACUUUGCAAUGACAGUGAAAACAACAGCACAGAUGCUACAGACCUUUGGAACAGACCUAGCAGAGACUGAACUUCCCAACGAUGUGCAGUGCACGGAGGAGCUCCUCUCUGCACACACCGACCACCAUAGCAAGCUGAAGGAUGAGCUGAAACUAGCUGUGAAGCAGGGGGCCACCCUACUGACAUGCAUUAGGGAGCCAGUCACCCGAAGCGCCAACAGCAAACUCAGUCCAGAUGAACUGGAAAAUGUGGCCACAGUAGAAAGGUUGUUGGCUCAGCUGGAUGAAACAGAAAAGGCUUUUGAUCAAUUUUGGACCAAGCAUCACCUAAAACUAGAACAAUGCCUGCAGCUUCGACACUUUGAACAUGAUUUUAGAGAGGUAAAACUGACAUUGGAUAAUCUCAUGGAAGCACAAGCAGGUUUUGCUGAUAUUGGAGACAGUGUGACUCGAGUGGAGCACCUCCUAAGGGAACAGAAACAACUUGAAGAGAAAGGACAG
Molecule: messenger RNA, 1179 nt
Organism: Pterocles gutturalis (yellow-throated sandgrouse)
Lineage: Eukaryota; Metazoa; Chordata; Aves; Pterocliformes; Pteroclidae
Product: probable guanine nucleotide exchange factor MCF2L2
Exons: 10
Cellular component (GO): cytoplasm
Molecular function (GO): guanyl-nucleotide exchange factor activity
Source: RefSeq, a predicted model, not a curated record